This is a messenger RNA of Ascoidea rubescens DSM 1968, 201 nucleotides long. RefSeq names its product 40S ribosomal protein eS28 (gene RPS28B). The transcript has a single exon. The record is from RefSeq and is a predicted model, not a curated record. Gene Ontology annotation, biological process: maturation of SSU-rRNA; translation; ribosomal small subunit assembly. The annotation marks the transcript as partial. Gene Ontology annotation, cellular component: ribosome; cytosolic small ribosomal subunit. NCBI's taxonomy places the organism in Eukaryota, Fungi, Ascomycota, Saccharomycetes, Ascoideales, Ascoideaceae. Gene Ontology annotation, molecular function: structural constituent of ribosome.
GAUUCAAAAACCCCAGUUACUCUUGCCAAAGUUAUCAAAGUUUUAAACCGUACCGGUUCUCGUGGUGGUGUCACUCAAGUUCGUGUUGAAUUUAUUGAUGGUUCUUCUCGUACAUUAUUAAGAAAUGUCAAAGGUCCAGUUAAAGAAAAUGAUAUCCUAGUCCUUAUGGAAUCCGAACGUGAAGCUCGUCGUUUUAGAUAA